GCUGCUGCUCUUGUUAGCUGCUCUCCUCUUUUCCUCACAAAUGGUGGAUGGAACACCCAACUCUGUGCCUUUGGACAAGGAGGAAUUGCUGGCGGAGAAGAAGCUGAAACUUCUUAACAGGCCUGCGGUGAAGAGCAUUCAGAGCGAAGAUGGUGACAUAGUGGACUGUGUUGAUCUCUACAAACAGCCAGCCUUCGAUCACCCACUACUCAAAAACCAUACCAUUCAGAUGAAACCCGAUGAUGAGAUCUCCGGCGAAAGAGAUGAGGGAGUUAAAGCACGCGUGCCGUCCCAAGCGUGGCAAAGGAGUGGGAGCUGCCCUGAUGGAACGAUCCCAAUCCUCAGGAUCCAAAAGCAUCACCUGCUCAACGCUGCUUCGAUGGAAGACUACGGCAGGAAGCCAUGGCAUGGCAUGACCAAGCACAAGAUACGUACAUCGAGUCUCUCGGUAGAUGCCGGCAUCGAAGGCCUGCACGCGUAUGGCGUGCUGAUGGCCAGUGGUUUCAGCUACAUCGGAGCCAAAGCAAGCAUCAACAUAUGGAAUCCCCGUGUCGGCGGGGACGACGAAUUCACUACUGCUCAGAUUUGGCUUCGGAAUGGGCCAUACAACAGCUCAGACUCCAUCGAAGCCGGAUGGAUCGUAGAUCCCAGCCUUUAUGGUGACAGGAGGACAAGGUUUUUCGUGUACUGGACGACGGACUCCGGGAGGACGACAGGCUGCUUCAACCUCCUGUGCGCAGGCUUCGUGCAGACGAACCCACAUGUAGCCCUGGGAGCUGCUUUCGCGAGUACAUCCCAAAGAGAUGGACGGCAGUACGGAAUUCAACUCAACAUGUGGCUGGACUCGGACAACGAGAAAUGGUGGUUGAUGUUCGGCGACGACGAGGUCGCGGUCGGCUACUGGCCGUCUUCAUUGUUCGCCGGGCUGAGAGGGGCAGCGACGUUGGCGUUGUUCGGUGGCGACGUCUACAGCCCGAGGAUACAUGAGAAGCCGCACACAACCACCGCCAUGGGCUCCGGCGACUUCGCUUCGUACCACUGGGGCACCGCGUGCUGGAUCGGCAAGCCCCGAAUCAAGGACUACUCCGGCGAGUACAAGUACCCGUAUCCUUUUGGGACGCUGAGCACCCAAACCGACUGCUACAGCGCCGAGAACUACGCAGAGAUCCUGUGGACGGAGCCGCUCUUCUACUUCGGCGGGCCCGGCAGGAAUCAUCCCUAUUGCGAAUAG
Musa acuminata AAA Group (dessert banana) is the source of this 1231-nucleotide messenger RNA. Its product is annotated as protein neprosin-like. NCBI's taxonomy places the organism in Eukaryota, Viridiplantae, Streptophyta, Magnoliopsida, Zingiberales, Musaceae. The record is from RefSeq and is a predicted model, not a curated record. Bases 41 to 1231 code for a protein of 396 amino acids. The transcript has 7 exons.